UCCAUUGGAGAUAUUGAAGAGCAUACAUGCAGAAAAGCAAAACGGACGAAUACUUCGAGGAUUUGUGUGAUUUCACCUGUCAUCUUCUUCGUCCUUGUUUUAGUCAUCGCCUGUACAACGAUGACUGUGUUAUAUCUACAGGAAAGAAAUAAAAGUAGAGAUGAAAAUGACAAUGCCAUCAAGAUCGGUCCUAAUGCAGAAACUCAUGGGCAGAACCAGAAAACUGCGGUUUGCCCGAAUGAUCCCAUUAAAGGAAUGAAUUACACUACUGCGGGAAAAACAGGAAUUCAAGGACGCCAGUUUUUGAUCUGUUUUACAGACAAUCAUGAGGAAGCAGUUAACCAACCUAAGACCAUAUAUAUUUUAUCGGAUGAAGAUUUUGAGUUAAAAUUAAUUUCGAAGUUUUCUACACAGCUGAUCAAAGACGUUGUUACACCAACAAGAAAUCUGAUAGAAAUUAACGUUAUAAGUGCGGUAGCACUUUCAGAUUUCAAAAUCGAAGAAAAAGCACUGUUGAUCGAGACAACUAAGGAUGUGUCCGUUAUCAUCAUUGACAAUUUUAUCACAUCUUCUGAUAGCACUGGAAUUUUGCCAAUAAAAUCAACAUCAAAUUCGUAUGUCAUUUCCACACCCAGAGCGUUUAACAAAACACUAGGUCCACAAUUUGCAAUUGCCUCUCCAAGGAACGGUACUAUAAUCAAAAUUCACUUUCAUUUUGAUCCCGAUUUGCCUACGACAAUAGAUGGAAUAACGUACCAAAAUGGCAGCAUAAUGCUUCUCGUUUUAAAUGAGCUUGAAACAUAUGAAAUAUACCACAUCGUCGAUUUAUCAGGUACCUUUAUUGAUUCAACAUCUCCUGUAGCAGUAUUUUCAGGAAGUUUCUGCCAUAAAGUACCUUUUGAAAACAGCACUGAUUUUGGAUAUUGCAGUAAGCUUGAUGAACAACUUCCACCAAUUGACAGACUGGAUAAAAUGUAUAUUGUACCACCUAGUUUUAAAAAGAUGGGUACAGUCCUCAAAAUUGUGUCUCCUUUCCAAACCCGCCUUACAUAUAAGAUUGGAAAUAAACAAACGGAGAAAAUACUUCAACCGAGAGGUUUUUUUGAAAUAACAUUUUCGGAUAAAGAUAUUGUUGUCAUAGAUUCAGAGAAGGCGGUUUUGGUAACCACAUUUGCCACUGGGUCUAACGACACGGAUGGCCCUUAUAUGAUAACUGUACCGGGAUUUCGUCAGUAUACAGAUAAAUAUCUCGUGAUGGUUCCUGAAAACUUCAAAGAAAAUUACGUCACUAUAAUAAUUGAGGAAAAAUCACUUUACAACUUGAUCUUAAACGAAACGAAAAUCAUCCAUUACUUGAAUGACAGAAAAUUCUAUACAACCGUGCCAUUUAGGAAAAUGAACUUUGUCGUGCUUGUUUUACAAGUAAACGGCGGUCUUUUAAGAGUUGAAUCUACAGACACAGCGGCGUUCGGGUUAAUCGUGUAUGGUCAUAGAAAGCACGAUGGACAUGGAUUUGCAGGAAAAGCAGUUUUGCCUGACGUGUGUGUUCCCUCUCAUCAAUAAUUCAAUUUGUCUCCCCUCCGACAUUUUUCUAUCGACUGAAAUGAGUAUAUAUUGAUGUGUACACUCCUUUUUUAUUUUGUUUUUAAUUCAUUAAACAUUGGACUUUUACGAGAAGCACUGACUUAUACAGUUUACUUUGACAUUUAAACAUUCACAUCUACGGAUGUACAGAAUUUAUAUUGAAAAGAAAACCUUUCUGGUGGUCAUGGUAAUUGGGUAAUUGUGUUAGGGGCAUUUGUAUGUAAAGGCUUGGAUUUGAGGAUA
This is a messenger RNA of Saccostrea cuccullata (small rock oyster), 1827 nucleotides long. RefSeq names its product IgGFc-binding protein-like. NCBI's taxonomy places the organism in Eukaryota, Metazoa, Mollusca, Bivalvia, Ostreida, Ostreidae. Bases 121 to 1563 code for a protein of 480 amino acids. The transcript is spliced from 4 exons. The record is from RefSeq and is a predicted model, not a curated record.